Vicia faba (fava bean) is the source of this 822-nucleotide messenger RNA. Lineage: Eukaryota; Viridiplantae; Streptophyta; Magnoliopsida; Fabales; Fabaceae. The record is from the annotation of a GenBank genome assembly.
AUGCUUUUUUCGACUUACAUAGUUGAUGGAUUUGGUUUUCUCUCUCUCUUCUUCUCAUCUAUAGCACUAAUUUUGUCUACUAUUAUCUUAUACAUAUGGAAACACAAAGCAGUUACACUUGAUGAAAAUGUAUUGGCUUCACGUGGAAGGGAAAAUGUUGAAACAACAACUCCGAUGCUCAUGAAUGAAUCUAUCAUUGAAGCAAUAGAAAUGAAAGAAGAAGAAGCUAGUGCUGUUGCUAAUUAUGACUCAUAUUCUGACUUAGAUGGUUCCAUUUCUGAUGAAGAAAGUCUCAUUGAAAUAUCACUUCCAAGUGGACACUUAAUGGAUAAACAUAAACAAGAGUUCAACCAACAACGUUUGAUGGAAUUGUUAGCAGAAUUUAAUGAUAUGUUUGAGGAAGAGAAUUUAAUAGAGAUUGACAUAUCCAUGGGUUCAAUCAAGUGUUCAAGUUCCUCCGCUCCGCCUACGAAGGCCCUUUGCUCCGCCCUCCGCCGUCUCCUCGAAGGUCUGCGUCGUCCUGCACGAAGACGCCCGUCACAAGCCGCCGUCUCCCACCGUGCACGAAGACCUCCUGCACGAAGACGUCCUCGAAUCUCCCGGCGUCACAGCCUGCCACCGUCUUCGAAGCCCCCGCCGCCUUCCAACUACGAUUCCGGUAAGAAAUUUUCUAUUUUGUUCAACUUCAUUGUAUAUCUAUGGAUUGCUAAGAGAGAAAUUGUCUCCUUAGAAACCUCCGAAAGAAACGUUAAUGGUCCUCUCAGAAACACGCAGUUUAUCUUUAACCUAUCAAACUUAAUAGAGUUAUCAUCUUGCCAUUGA